Molecule: messenger RNA, 315 nt
Organism: Aspergillus melleus
Lineage: Eukaryota; Fungi; Ascomycota; Eurotiomycetes; Eurotiales; Aspergillaceae
Exons: 1
Coding region: 1-315 (104 amino acids)
Source: RefSeq, a predicted model, not a curated record
AUGUCCCCAAAAACAAUCCAGCACACUUCUUUGCCCGAACCUUGCGGGGUCAAAUACGAUGAAUCCGAUAUGGCCCUGUUCCAUGCUAAGCUCUCUUACCACUCCACGAUCGAAGCCCGGAAGGCCUCGAGAGACAACAACCUUCUCUCUAUAUCCGAUCACCAAGCCCGGAUUAUCAAGCGCUGGGAGAUGUUAAAGCAGAUUGAGAAGGAGAUGACUGAAAAGGGGGGUGGCCUCUCGCCGGCCGAGAAGAGCCAACUGGCGCAAUACGAAUGGCGAUUCAAAACGCUAGAGGAGUUGGCAAAAACGUCGUGA